This is a messenger RNA of Haliotis rufescens (red abalone), 3570 nucleotides long. RefSeq names its product gamma-aminobutyric acid type B receptor subunit 1-like. Gene Ontology annotation, biological process: gamma-aminobutyric acid signaling pathway; G protein-coupled receptor signaling pathway. Gene Ontology annotation, cellular component: G protein-coupled receptor heterodimeric complex; membrane. The transcript is spliced from 16 exons. Gene Ontology annotation, molecular function: G protein-coupled GABA receptor activity. The record is from RefSeq and is a predicted model, not a curated record. NCBI's taxonomy places the organism in Eukaryota, Metazoa, Mollusca, Gastropoda, Lepetellida, Haliotidae. The coding region runs from base 865 to 3282 and encodes 805 amino acids.
GGCAAUGGUCCGGAUUACGGGCUUUUAUGGCAUCAAAGGGAUUCGGACUCACACAAUUUCACCUUAAAAGACGAAUGCAUUCACCUUCUCAUGACAUAUAAUGCUUGUGUAUCAAAACGGUGUACUACUCUCGAUAUCAGUGCAGGCCAUGAUGGGUUAGCGCUGUAUACUUAACAUGAGAAGCUUUCGCGAAUAACCAGUUUAUAUUUACGGUGACGUAGUUGAUGUUAUCCCUAAACCAGACACUGCCCUAGGCAGCAACUUAACAUUGCUAAAGGACCUCUUUAUUGACACUAUGUACUAUGAACACCAGUGUCAUUAUAACACCCGUUCAUUUCUUUUAUUUCUGCCCACAGGAAGUCUGGAACAGAUGGCUGACGUUUAACUGGUGAUCAAGAAACUAUUUACCUGCCCAAUCAACGUUUACUGACCUGCUAAUUUUAGCGCUGCAUAAUUCCCAAUCCAGCUGAUGGCUGCAACCUGUGCGGCGGGGCCUUCCUUCCACAGUUAAAACGUUGAUGAGCCAUUAAUUUAUUACAUUCUCGCUAAUGGUGUAACACUGGAGAGAUUUGUUACAAAUAGCCUGACCUUGUUUACACUAAAAUUACCUUGCCAAUCGAUGAUAUUUGUCUGGUUACGGGCUGAUACUCAUCAACUAUAGUGCCAGGAUCCUCAAGCCCCGAGGAGAGCUACAGUUAUAGAAGUGUGUGCACAGCAUCGCUUAAGAAGCCAGACGCGCACUUAUUCAUACGUGUUGAGAACAAAGCCCCAGUCUCCGUGUCACGUUAUCCUCAUCCUACAACAAGAUUGUGUGGUUGCUGCAACAAACCUUGUAAGACUUGACGCAUCUCAGAGUCUGACAUCAUGAUGGCCAAUUAUAAAACUAUAGCAUUCCUCAAUUUCUAUUUCAUCAUUGUGACUAUGGAUCUCCAGACACUAGGGAGCCUUCAAUACAGCAAUGGCCUUCGGAAUCUGACAAUCCUUGGACUUUUUCCGCUCACGGGAGGAUGGGGAGGGGGAGAAAGCGCUUUGACGGCUGCUGAGAUGGCUCUUGAUCAUAUCAAUGCAAGGACGGAUAUCCUACCUAAUUAUAACCUCAUAAUGGAAUGGAAGAAUACUAAGUGCAACCCAGGAUUGGGAAUCAAUGAGAUGUACAGGCUUCUGUAUGAUCCCCCGACGAAAAUCGCCAUCCUUGGAGACGGUUGUUCCUCCGUCAGCGAAGCAACAGCGCAGGCGUCGUUUUUAUGGAACAUCACGCAGAUUUCCUAUCUGUCCAACUCCCCUCUGCUGUCCAACAAGCAGCUAUACCCGUACUUCUUCCGUCUGUCAGUGCCCGAGGAAUCCAUCAAUCCAGCUAGAAUAGCAUUCAUUAAGAAGAUGGGAUGGAAGAAAAUUGCAACCAUACAUCAAUCAUACAAAAUAUUUUCAUCUCUUGUCGAUGAUCUGGCUGUUCGGAUGGACAAGGAAAAUAUACACAUGCUUACUAUGGAAGUCUUCAAUGAAGAUCCGGCAAGGAAAAUAGAAAACCUAAAGAAACAUGAUGCAAGAAUAAUAUUUGCUAGCUUUUACGAAGAAACGAUUUUCAACGUCUUUUGUGAGAUAUACAAGCAAGGGUUAUAUGGGCCGAAAUACGUGUGGUUUAUUUUGGGCUGGUUCGAUGACAGAUGGUGGGAGAAGGCCUACGAUACUUCCGGAUGUAGCAAGCAGCAAUUACUUAAGGCCAUCAAUGGUCACUUCCGAGUUGGGGAGACGUUCAUUCUACGCUCAAAAGCCACGGAUGCAGCUCAGAUUAGCGGUUUUGACUUUCUCGAAUCAUUUCGGAUACGCAACGCCAAUCGGUCGGACCAUGGUCAGAAGACAGCCGCCCAGGCGUAUGACUCGGUCUGGGCUCUCGCUCUGGCAUUAGACAUGGCAGAAAAGAGACUCGUGCAAAGGGGGGACAGCCUUGGCUCCUUCAACUACGAUAACUGGCUCACUGGUCGAACCAUCUACGAAAGCUUUAGGAAUCUUUCAUUUGGCGGCCUGAAAGGAAAGAUCCGUUUUGAUGAGAGUGGGGACUUGGUCACGCUGUUGAAAGUUGAUCAAAUGAUAGACGGAGUUAUGCACAUGACAGCUGUCUACUACCCUGACAGAGACAAGAUGAUGAUCAUUGAGAAGCCCUACUUUGGACAUAAAGGUAGAUACUUCCCCCGAGAUAGCACGCUGCUCAUCCUCUCGCCUGAGUUCAUCAGUAUGGACCUCUACAUCUCCCUGUCCGUCCUCGCCUCAGCCGGCAUCGUCCUCGUCAUCUGCUGCCUCAUCUUUAACAUCAGACAUCGAGAAGCCAGGAUAGUGAAGCUGUCGUCUCCAAAUAUCAACACCCUCAUCCUGUUCGGAUGUAUCCUCAUCUAUAGCUCUGUCUUCUUCCAGGAGACGGAGCAAGGUUUAAACCUUGUUUUCUGCCAUAUGAGGUACAUAGUGAUUGCCAUUGGAUUCUCUCUUGCAUUUGGAGCUCUGUUCGCAAAGACGUGGAGAGUUCACAUUAUAUUUAGAAGAAUAAAACCAGGUCAAACGGUUGCCGACAAGACUCUGUUUGCUCAAAUCACCGUCCUAGUGCUGAUCAAUGUGAUUGUUCUGAUCACGUGGUUCAACAUAGACCCCCUGCAGGUCGUGACACACAACACGUCUCAAGCACUGAACGAGGCGGAGGACAUACUGCUGCAGCACCAGGUGGACGUGUGUGUCUCCGACUAUCACCAGUACUUCAGUGCAGCCCUGUACAUCAUACACGGCGUCAUGCUCCUCAUCGGAACGUUCCUGGCUUGGGAAACUAGGAAAGUUCAGAUCGAGGACCUGAACGACUCCCGCUACAUCGGCCAGUGCAUCUACAAUACAUUCGUCUUCAGUAUCAUAUCAUUGGUUUUCUCGUUUGUGCUCGAAAACCAGGUACAAGUCCUCUAUGCCCUCCAUUCUGGCUUCAUACUCUUUGGUACAACGAUGAACAUCAUUUUAUUGUUUGUUCCAAAGAUAAUCCGUUAUAAGAAAGCUCAGUUGGAGUUGGACGGCUCCAGUGAUCGCAUGAACUGCACCUACACGCACAGACGGGCCAGCCAGCCUCACAUCCACGUCCAUGCUCUGGAGGGCAAGAUUGGCAGACUAGAAACAUUAUUAAAAGCGCACGAAGAGACCAUAAAAGACCUGCGGGAUGAGUUGAAGAUUCACGAGAACCGAGCCAUCUCGGAUAUUCACCUUGACACGCUUAGUUCAGAAAUACCUGACAGGGACUCAAGAUCAUUUUCUUGACAGAUGUAGUUAGAAUAGGACUAUUUUCGAUCUCAGCGUCGUAAGAGAAGGUGGUUUGGGCCAAGCAGUGGCCCAACAAUACUGGACAUUUAACUGAAAAUUCAAAAAUUAUACCAAAUCUGCAGAAAUAGGUUUCACCACUUGUUUUCCAACUGAAAUGGUGAUUUUGGUCUAUUGGUGGUAUUGUAAGUCUAGACAGUCUCAACAAAUGCCUGUGUGCCAUUUGAACGCUGUCGGGUUUUUUUAUUUAUUUAAAUACCUUCAUUAUUUAAAUGUUACUUGAAUUAC